AGAAAACCCAAAGUUUUAUUGUUACGUAUGCAGAGACUCAAUAAUGAAAUUGAGACAUAAAGAAAUGACCAAUGCAGGCAGUUUUUAUGCUUCUUAGACAAAGAGACAAUAAAUUUGUGAGGAGUUGACAGGAUCUAAAAAAAUGCUUGGGAGGUUUUUUUUUUUUGUUUGUUUGUUUUUAAAGUUUUAUUUAUUUAUUUUGAAAGAAAGAGAUAGAGCAUGAGCAGAGGAGGGAAAGAGGGAGGGACAGAGAGGAGACAGAUCCCAAGCAGGCUCUGUGCAGUCAGCACGGAGCCCAAUGUGGGGAUUGAACUCAAAUUGUGAGAUCAUGCCCUGAGUCAAAACCAAGAGUCUGAUGCUUAACUGACUGAGCCAUCCAGGUGCCCUGGAAGCUUUAAUUAGUAAUGAAUUCUAAGUAGAAUUUGGGCUGAGGUAGUAGAUUAGUAAAAAAGCAACAAGGUUUAUUUCUACAGCUUUCUCAGUUUUUAAGUUCCUAUCUGUGUUAUAAGGAUGUCUGUUUACUUCUUACUACCUUUCACAUGGGAGGUUUAUUUCCUGCUUUCAGGGGGUACAGAGAGCCUGAGUGUCCUUGUCCCAAGUAGCUUUAAUUCAAAAUAAUCAGUGUGCCAUUUUGGUACAGUGUACCCGGCCUGCCCUUGCUCCCUACAGGAGUAAGGAAUCUGAACAAAAUGUAUUGGUGUGCCACAAAUAGGUUAGAUGGCCUGGUUUUCCUUCUUUUCUCUCUCCUGAGGAUUUAAAAUGCUACCCUGUGCUUCUCUUUUGCAAUCCUGGUGCUUUUCCGUAGGAGGGGCAUGCCUGGAUCUUCAGACACGUUAGAAUCCACAUUCAUCAGAGGUGCCAAGGCUGUUUUUCUCAGCUACUCUAAGUCACCUUAGAUAUUAGCACCGGAGCACUCCAAAAUAUUUUGCCCACGAGUACAGUUAAGGUUUUUUCACAAAAUACAGCCUCUAAGAUGAUAGCCCAAAAGUACAGGUGGUGAUGCUCGACUCUGAGAGCCAGGGAGAGCAUGCUAUGCGGGGCCUCUCUAAGUCAUCGGUAUAUAUAUAUAUAUAUAUAUAUAUGCUUAAUGGCCUACUGAAUCUAGCUUACGCGGCCUCCCAGACACCCAUAACUAAAGCCCUUUCCUUAAAGUUCUGGAAUGGGCCACUGAGUUUUGUCAAAUCCAACACCACAACACCGACAGCCACAGCACAGUCUAAAUUCCUAUUGGCCCUUUCCGCUUCCGCUCAGGGACUGGCAACUGAGGGCCAUUACUGACGCAUGCGCGUCACCUGUUUCCGGCCGAAGAGCGGGGUGUUCCCACUUUCCCAGGCCGGGUGGAAUUCCUAUCUCACUUUCCUUGGCUUGAGUUUCUCUGUGGGCAAUGGCUCCGGACUCAGGUCCCCUUCCUGAAGAGCCGCUCUUAAAGGUGCUACCCUUAGACGCUAAGGACAGGGGCACUCAGCGCUGUCGCUUGGGCCCGGCCGCCCUCCGCGCCUUGGGCGCGCACUUGGGCUCGGCGGUGAAGAUCUCUCUGCCUGACGGCGGCUCCUGCGUCUGCACCGCCUGGCUGCGGCGGGACGGAGCAGACGGCUUUGUGCAACUGGAUCCGCAGUGCGCGAGCCCCGGGGCGGCCGUGGAGGCUUCAGGGUUCCGGGGGAAUCUCCGCUUAAGCAGUCUCCGCCUGGUGUCCUGCCCGUCGCUGCGGCACCUCAGUGUGUGGCCGGUGUUGCGGGAGGGGGCGGGCGCGCCCGGUGCCUCGAAUCCAGCCGCGGUGCUGGAGGCGGCGCAGGAGCUUCUCAGGAACCGACCUGUCUCCCGGGGCCACGUGGUGACCGCUCCGCCGGGCGCCCCGGGUCCCGUAGCCGCGCUGCACAUCGUCAGCGGGGCGCCCAGCCCGGAUCCGGCCGGGCUAGUCACUCCUCGCACCCGCAUCGGUCUCAGCGGGGUGCCUCCGUCGGAAGCGGAGCCACGGCCCGAGGUGCCCUUGGGGGGCCUUUCGGAGGCGGCCGACUCGCUGCGGGAGCUCCUCAGCCUGCCUCUCCGCUACCCUCGCACCUUGGCGGCCCUGGGGCUGGCAGUGCCUCGCGGCGUGCUCCUGGCGGGUCCCCCCGGAGUGGGCAAGACUCAGCUAGUGCGGGCCGUGGUCCGGGAAGCGGGCGCGGAGCUGCUGGCAGUGAGCGCCCCAGCGCUACAGGGCGCCCGGCCCGGGGAGACCGAGGAGAACGUCAGGCAGGUCUUCCGGCGCGCGCGGGAGCUGGCCAGCCGCAGACCCACCCUCCUCUUCCUGGACGAGUUGGACGCCCUGUGUCCCCGGCGGGGCGGCCCACACCGAGCCCCCGAGAGCCGCGUGGUGGCCCAGGUGUUGACGCUGCUAGACGGCAUCAGUGGGGACCGCGAAGUGGUGGUCGUGGCAUCCACCAACCGGCCGGACGCUCUAGACCCAGCGCUGCGCAGACCGGGGAGAUUUGACCGAGAGGUUGUCAUUGGGACUCCCACACUUAAACAAAGAAAGGCGAUACUCCAGGUGAUUACCUCAAAGAUGCCCAUCUCCAGUCAAGUCGAUUUGAGCCUCCUUGCAGAAAUGACAGUUGGUUACGUUGGUGCGGACUUGACUGCACUUUGUAGAGAAGCUGCCCUGCACGCUCUCCUUCAUAGUAAGAAGAACCAGGACAACCCGACUAUUGAUGAAGCAGACUUCCUUGAAGCUUUUAAAAAGAUUCAACCCUCAUCCUUUCGAAGUGUCAUUGGACUGAUGGACAUCAAGCCUGUUGGCUGGGAGCAGAUUGGUGGCCUCGAAGAUGUAAAACUGAAGUUAAAACAGAGUAUUGAGUGGCCUCUAAAAUUCCCUCGGGAAUUUGUCAGGAUGGGCCUGACACAGCCAAAGGGAGUUCUCCUGUAUGGUCCCCCUGGAUGUGCUAAAACCACCCUGGUGAGGGUCCUGGCCACAAGCUGUCAUUGCUCUUUUGUUUCAGUGAGUGGAGCUGAUCUCUUUUCUCCUUUUGUUGGAGAUUCAGAAAAAGUCUUGUCUCAGGUAUUUCGACAAGCAAGAGCAAAUACUCCAGCAAUUGUGUUUUUGGAUGAAAUUGAUUCAAUCUUGGGCUCUCGAUCCAUCAGCAAAACAGAAUGUAAUGUUCAAGAGCGUGUUCUUUCUGUUCUCCUGAAUGAAUUAGAUGGUGUAGGACUGAAGACUACAGAGAGAAGAGGAAGUAAAUCAGAUCAACAGGGUAAAUACAAGGAGCUGAGAAAAAACGAAGAGUUAGAGUUGCAAGAAGUUUUUAAUAGAAAUGUCAUGAUUGUUGCUGCAACAAAUAGACCUGAUGUAUUAGAUGAUGCCUUAUUACGACCUGGAAGAUUAGAUAAGAUUAUUUAUAUUCCACCUCCAGAUGAAAAGGGCAGGCUUUCUAUUUUGAAAGUCUAUACCAAAAACAUGCCAAUGGGACCCGAUGUUUCCUUAGAAAACCUAGCAGCAGAAACCUGUUUUUUCUCUGGUGCUGAUCUUGGAAACCUUUGCAAAGAAGCUGCCUUGCUGGCUCUGCAAGAAAAUGGACUAGACGCAACCACAGUGAAACAAGAGCACUUUCUGAAAUCACUAAAGACUAUAAAACCGUCCUUAAGUCACGCGGACUUGACUUUAUAUGAAAACUUAUUUCAGGAACAAGGAUUAUCUAACUUAGAGGAUUUUUAAAAAUUACGUUACAUCCCUGCUCAAGGAUUAAUUGAACUGUGAACUUGCUCUAUGAUUUGCAACUUUGUAUUUUUAGAGUUUGUGUGUAUCAUUUCCUGUAAAUAAAAGGGAUAAGCACCUGA
Molecule: messenger RNA, 3810 nt
Organism: Leopardus geoffroyi (Geoffroy's cat)
Lineage: Eukaryota; Metazoa; Chordata; Mammalia; Carnivora; Felidae
Gene: AFG2B
Product: spermatogenesis associated 5 like 1
Exons: 8
Coding region: 1385-3688 (767 amino acids)
Molecular function (GO): ATP binding; ATP hydrolysis activity
Source: RefSeq, a predicted model, not a curated record